UAAAACCUAUCCACUUUUCGUAGUACGGGCUAAUCGGGAAGUUACGCCACACGUGAUCAAAUUACUCUCGAAGUUACUACUCUCCAGAUAAGCUAGUAAUCGCGCUUCGCUUCGUAGAGGCCUACAGGUCCCAGUAACCUAUUUGACCUAUUUCACAUUUCAUAUCCUAGACCUAGUGGUUGCAGAAAUUUACGUCAUCAACAAACGCGAGCGUCUGCGCUACCGCAGCUCAGUGAGAGGAAGUUGUCAGUGUGCAGAAAUAAGGCCAAUAACCCACACUUGUACUUUUUCAAAAAUUCCGUAACAUCUGUUAGUCGUUUUUACGCAGAAGAAGGUGGAGGAUUUACAUUGGUUGGCGAUGGUGACACCACGAGAAGGUGAUGCAAAUCAUUGAGCACCCCGUGAAGAAACUGCGCGCUGCGCUCAUCUCUAGCCGGCUCGACCUUAUUGAGCGGUACCAGCAGUACAGUGACGGAGAAAAGAAGGUUUUGGAGGACUGCCUUCGUCCGGACGGUGUCCUCUUUCGGGCCAUCACCGUCCGCUCCGAUUCAGACUGGAUUCCUGCGCACCCGGAGGAAUCAUAUGACUUCCAGAGCUUCUUUAGCAACCCGUAUCGCAGCACCCCAUGCAAAGGUCACCAUACAAUUUACAUACAGACCAUUGGAUCCUUUGGUGAGGCUGCCUUGCACACAAACCUUUAUGUGGAAUGGUUGCGGCAGUAUUGUGAGGCAUUUUACUACGGGCUGGUUGUGAAGACACUACCACCUGUCACAGUACAGUCCACGGGAUGUACAUUUAGGGUUAACAGCUGUAGCAACAACCUGCAGCUCUAUGCAGGUGAUUUGCUGAGGUUUCUGAAGAAGAGGAAACCUAAAGAUGCUUUCUGUAUAGUAGGCAUAACCAUGAUCGAUCUCUACCCUAAAGAGUCCUGGAACUUUGUCUUUGGACAGGCCUCCCUCACCGAAGGAAUGGGAGUUUUCAGUUUUGCCAGAUAUGACGAUAACUUCUAUCAGCGUAAUUAUGCCGGGCAACUUAAGAAAGGCAGCAAACCAAAGCCGGGAGACUACAGUGUUUUCAACAAUUACUAUAUUCCACCCAUCACCAGCACCCUGCUCCUUAGGUCCUGUAAGGUUGUGAGCCAUGAGGUCGGGCACAUGUUUGGCCUGCAGCAUUGCCAAUGGCUCCAGUGUGUCAUGCAGGGCUCCAACCACUUGGAGGAGUCAGAUCGCGGGCCUCUCAGCCUCUGCCCCAUAUGUCUGCGCGAGCUCCAGUCUAGCAUCGGCUCUAAAAUAGCCGACAGGUACAAGGCCCUGCUACAGUGGGUUCAUGAUGAUGGAGGCAGUGCUGGUGUGCAUGCGGUCAAGCCAACAGAGGCCUUCCAGGAGUACGGGCAGUGGCUUCAGAGGUGUCUGGCCAUGAUGGAAUAGUAAACCGAAUAUGUACAGUAGGGGACUGCUUCCUGUCUGGUUAGUGUGCUGAAUAAGGUCCUCGAAAACUUUGCUCAAAUGUGAACGUAGCAUGUAUGACAAACCCUUACUUUGUUAUGUAUGAAAUGAGAAUGUACAGUAAUUUACAGUUUUGACUAGGUAAGACAAAGAUUUAUCAUAUUAUUUUUUAUUCAUGGAAUAAAAUCUUACAAAAUCA
Molecule: messenger RNA, 1644 nt
Organism: Alosa sapidissima (American shad)
Lineage: Eukaryota; Metazoa; Chordata; Actinopteri; Clupeiformes; Clupeidae
Gene: amz2
Product: archaemetzincin-2
Exons: 7
Coding region: 381-1427 (348 amino acids)
Biological process (GO): proteolysis
Molecular function (GO): metallopeptidase activity
Source: RefSeq, a predicted model, not a curated record